Messenger RNA from Trypanosoma rangeli, 1941 nucleotides. RefSeq names its product leishmanolysin. Lineage: Eukaryota; Euglenozoa; Kinetoplastea; Trypanosomatida; Trypanosomatidae. The transcript has a single exon. Gene Ontology annotation, cellular component: cytoplasm; membrane. The record is from RefSeq and is a predicted model, not a curated record. Gene Ontology annotation, molecular function: metalloendopeptidase activity. Bases 1 to 1941 code for a protein of 646 amino acids. Gene Ontology annotation, biological process: cell adhesion; proteolysis.
AUGUUCAAACGGAAGCAACACGGGGAGUUUCUUCAAGCGAUGUGCCACCCACCCCGCAGCAUGCCGUUUCUAUCACUGGCGGUGUUUUUGCUGAUGUUGGUGUGUUGUGCCGCUGGGUGCCUCGCUGCCGAUUCCGUCCGGAAGCACCGCUGCGGGUUUGACGAGAUGAUGGGGAGGUUCCCGCCGCCGAGUGUGGUGGUGCGUGAUGUGCCGCGCAGAGGACAGGGCGAGAUGCAGGCGUACACCGUCGCCGCACAAGGCGUAGGGAGUGAGUGGGCCCCGAUCCGCAUCAAAGUGUCCACGAAGGACAUGGACGAUCAGUUGAAGCACUGCCUCCCCGGGAAGCAAUGGCGCCUGGUCGGUAACAGCUGGAAGGAAUGCACAAAGGACAUGGUGUUGACGGAGGCGAAGAAGGACAUUCUUUUGAAGCAACUCCUUCCGGCCGCAAUUAAGAUGCACACCGAUCGUCUGUCCGUGAGGCCUCUGGAGGGUCCCAUCCACAUACCAAAGAAAGGUCUAGGGCUGUGCAGCAAUUUCACCAUCCCUCCCUGGCACCACACGAUCGGUGUGAGCGGCGCCGACCUGAUUCUCUACAUCGACACUCUCGUGAGUGGAAGUGCCAUUGCAUGGGCGUCUCACUGCCUCACUCUGAAGGACGGACGCCCGUACGCUGGCGCCGUAAACAUCAAUUCCCAGUACAUAGAGGCCACUAAUGAAGCUGUUCGUACUGCAGCGCACGAGAUUGGGCACGCUCUUGGGUUUUCGCACGAACAGUUUAAGAGGUUCAAUAUGAUCUCCCAUAUCCCCAAUGUGCGAGGGAAAGAAUAUGUGUGGGUAAUUUCCUCACCGAAGGUGAAGGAGCUGGCGAAGAGGUACUACAACUGCCCCACACUUGAGGGCAUGGAGCUGGACGAGGGGAAAGGUGAGAAGCCCGACCUGAACCAUUGGAAGAAACGCAACGCAUGGGACGAGUUUAUGAAUCCUCAGGCCCCGCCCACGUAUUACUCGGCAUUCACGCUUGCGGCAUUUGAGGACAUGGGUGUGUACAAGGCUAACUACGACAUGGCGGAGUCGUUGCGGUGGGGCAAUAACUCUGGCUGCGGGUUGCUGGAAAAUAAGUGCUUGACCAAUGGCCGCACCGACUACCCUGACAUGUUCUGUAAACAACUGUCGAAUACACAAGGGCUACUCUGCACGUAUGACCGUCUUUCUCUGGGGACAUGUAACCUAAAAACUCACCAAACGAGCUUUCUACCACAGUUUCAGUACUUUGAUGACCCCCUACUUGGAGGUGCAUCGAAGUUUAUGGAGUUUUGUCCGUAUAUUGUUGAGCGUGUGGCGACUGCGUGUAUAAACGGAAACCGUCAUAGGUUCCCUGGAAGCUUCAUUGGCUCGAGCUCACGGUGCGUAAAAGCGGAGAGGCUUCUUUUUGAAAACGAAGAGAUUGGCGAUGUGUGCGUGAACACGCAGUGCAGUGGGGGUAAGCUGAGGGUGCAGUUCCUUGGCGACGACACGUGGUACGACUGCAAUGAAGGCGAGACGGUCACGCCGUCAGGGGGCGACUGGAGCGGGGGGAGCAUCAGGUGCCCCAAAUAUGCCGACGUGUGCGCAGCCUUCCCUAACACCUGGGCCCUCCCAAUACCAGUCGUUGCCCCGCCACUGGUGAAGGAUCCAGACAAUGCAGAUACAAAUAAUGAAUCAGGCGGCACUCAUCCUGAGCCCGAUGCCUCGCCCUCAACGUAUCAGUCGCGCAAUACCAACCCGGAACGCAACCCAACCAGCAUGCGUCGUGAUCCCGGUGCCUCGCCCUCAACGUAUCAGUCGCGCAAUACCAACCCGGAACACAACCCAACCAGUAUGCGUCGUGAUCCCGGUGCCUCGCCCUCAACGUAUCAGUCGCGCAUACCAACCGAACGCAACCCAACCAGACAUGCGUCGUGA